UCGCACAGCUGUUCGUGUUUACAAAUAAUUAUCUGUGCCUGAUACGUUCCGGCGGUUCCACUAUUGCACAAUUUCGCAAUUUUUCAGACAGAAAUGACCUCUAAGAAAGAGAUAUUUCAACAGAUGGUACCGGAAGAUUCGCUUCCUCAGCGGGGGAUGGUUCUUUUUGGUAAGGACGUCAGCCAAAUUCCCUGCUUUCGGAACAGUUUCCUGUACGGUAUCAGUAUAGGCGUAGCGGCCGGUUUUCUGGCAUUUAUGCGAACGUCCAGACCGCAAAUGUCCUGUCACAUUGCCUUCGGUACAUUCUUCGGAACGACGCUCUGCUAUUGGUUUCCUUGCCGAUACAAUUGGUCAAAAGAAGCCGCUGAUGCCGAACUACUUCAAAAAGCACUGCAACAGCAAUCUAUGUACGAAGGUACACAGGCAGAACGUGACUUGGACCAAAAAGCUAAAUCAGCUUAAUGCAUUUAUUCGCAAUGAACGUAAUAUCUACCUGCUGAUAGUUUACAUGAAAGUUUUUUUUUUUACUUUAUCAUAUAAAUACUAUAAUAGUACUAUUGCAUAAUUCCACCUUACAAUAUUCACAGACGUUUACGGACCCAGAUUGGUGUACACCACAGAUGCCACAUAACCGUCCACCUGUUGCGGUGGCGGUGCUAGCGGCAUUAAGCACUGUAGGGGGACUUCUUUAGGAGUAGAAGUCUUCUUUUGGCGUGUCCUUUUUUUGCUGCCGGGAGUUUUGGGUUCCGGCAGAUUGAACUUUACCUUCAAUUCUCUCGUUCUUCGCCAGAAGAAGCCAAAACUGCCUGGCUUAUCAUUUCCGAUUGCCGCUUGGCGCUGAACGUAUUGGUUGAACAUUUUCUUCGGCGUCCAAUCCGUAUGGGUGAGAUCUAGAACGCCCCUGCUACUUUGCUGCUCCGGGCUGAAGUAAGAAAGAAUGUCGUCGUCCAUGCUAUCCCGCAGUGUCGUAUCCCGCGCGAAUCGACCCCGCUUGUCCGUGAUGGCUUUACUCAACUCGACAUUGU
Molecule: messenger RNA, 1025 nt
Organism: Uranotaenia lowii
Lineage: Eukaryota; Metazoa; Arthropoda; Insecta; Diptera; Culicidae
Gene: l(3)87Df
Product: cytochrome c oxidase assembly protein COX20, mitochondrial
Exons: 4
Coding region: 94-462 (122 amino acids)
Biological process (GO): mitochondrial respiratory chain complex IV assembly
Cellular component (GO): mitochondrion; mitochondrial inner membrane
Source: RefSeq, a predicted model, not a curated record